AGAGAAUUCAUGAAUCAAGAGUUGCCCAUUGCACAAAUUAGCCCAAUUGUUAAUAAAAAGGAAGAAAUAAACAAAAUCACAAAAGUCAUCUAAACUUUGAAGAAUCUUUACCAACGAGAAUCUCACAAAAGUUGGAAUCGUGCACGCCUCUCGAGUUAUCUCCGGCUCCGAUACUCCAUCUGGUGGAUUCUGUAGAAGAAAAAAUUUCAAUCUUUGUUGGAUUUUCUGGGAAAAACUCAGAUGGGUUUGCUCUGAAUCGAUUGGAAAAUCAAACCGGUGUGGACUCUGCAAAGUUGGUUGAUAUGAACAGUCUUGUGAGAAGAAAACAAGUUGAUUCUGUUCAUCUUAUCAAAAACGAUGGACCUCAUCAGCUUGCCAAGAAACUAUCCGCCGUUGAUCUUGUUGCUAUUGGAGUUGGGACAACAAUUGGAGCAGGAGUGUAUAUUCUUGUGGGAACGGUAGCUAGAGAGCACACAGGACCUGCUCUUGCUGUAUCAUUCUUCAUUGCUGGAGUAGCUGCUGCUCUCUCUGCCUGUUGUUAUGCUGAGCUUGCUUCUCGUUGUCCAUCUGCUGGGAGUGCUUAUCAUUAUGCGUACAUUUGUCUUGGAGAAGGGAUUGCUUGGUUGGUUGGUUGGGCACUGGUGUUGGAUUAUACAAUUGGUGGAUCAGCCAUUGCCCGUGGCAUAACUCCAAAUCUGGCAUCUUUUUUUGGUGGUUUGGACAAUCUUCCUGUGUUCUUAGCUCGACAAACUAUACCCGGGGUUGGUAUUGUGGUUGAUCCAUGUGCUGCACUUUUGAUUAUGAUUGUCACGAUACUACUAUGUUUUGGGAUAAAGGAGAGUUCAACAGUACAAGCAAUUGUAACAUCAGUGAAUGUUUGCACCUUGGUUUUCAUCAUAGUAGUUGGUGGAUAUUUAGCUUGCAAGACUGGAUGGGUUGGAUAUGAUCUCCCCAGUGGGUACUUUCCUUUUGGACUAAAUGGGAUACUUGCCGGAUCUGCUGUAGUAUUCUUCUCAUACAUUGGAUUUGAUACUGUAACUAGUACGGCUGAGGAGGUGAAAAAUCCUCAAAGGGAUCUUCCAUUGGGAAUCGGGAUUGCAUUACUGAUAUGCUGCAUUUUGUAUAUGCUUUUAUCAGUAGUUAUUGUUGGAUUGGUCCCAUACUAUUCAUUGAAUCCUGAUACUCCUAUCUCCUCUGCAUUUGGAGACAGUGGGAUGCAAUGGGCAGCGUACAUCUUAACCACUGGGGCAAUAACUGCUCUAUGUGCGAGUUUGUUGGGUUCCCUUCUGGCUCAGCCACGAAUAUUCAUGGCAAUGGCUAGGGAUGGAUUGUUGCCAGCUUUCUUUUCAGAAAUUAGCCCACGAACUCAAGUACCAGUGAAAAGCACAAUAGCUAUUGGUGUUCUUGCCGCUGCACUCGCAUUUUUCAUGGAUGUUGCACAGUUGUCCGAGAUGGUUAGUGUAGGCACUCUAAUGGCAUUCACUGCCGUUGCAGUCUGUGUGCUAGUUCUUAGAUAUGUACCACCAGAUGGAGUUCCCCUAUCAUCUUCCUCCCAAACUUUGAGUGAUACCGAUGAAAGUAGAGCUGAAACUGAAAAUUUUCUUGUGGAUGCUAUAGAAUCUUCUGAUUCCCCUCUACUUGGAAAUGAAACUGCUCGAGAUGAAAAGUAUUUUGGAAAGAGGAGAAAAAUUGCUGCCUGGAGUAUAGCUCUUGUGUGCAUAGGUGUCCUAGGUCUUGCUUCAGCAGCUUCAGCUGAGCGUCUUCCAAGUUUUCCUCGUUUCACUAUAUGUGGUGUCAGUGCAGUCAUCUUGCUUGGCAGUUUGAUUACUCUUGGCUACAUUGACGAGGAUGAAGAAAGGCACAACUUUGGACACAAAGGAGGGUUUCUCUGCCCAUUCGUCCCAUACCUUCCAGUUCUUUGCAUUUUGAUCAACACCUACUUGAUCAUCAACAUUGGAGCUGGGACAUGGAUCAGGGUCUUGAUAUGGCUACUUAUUGGAAGCAUGAUCUAUAUCUUCUAUGGCCGAUCUCACAGCUUACUGAACAAUGCGGUUUACGUUCCCACAAUGACUUGUACGAGAAAAACAACAGAUCAUCUUGCUUAAGAUUGGUGGAUCAAUGCUGCAGUUAAAGGGACUCGAGCUCAAGCUUUGUUGUUGCUGAAGUAGCAUCUAAAGAGAAUUAAACAGUUUGGCACAAGAGUAAACACAAGCCAAUAUAUACAACAACAUUUUAUGUACAUUGAUAGUCAUUCCAUUUUCAUGUACACAAGCCAAUGUAUAUCUCUUAAAUGCCAAUUUCAUGUUUUAUUCCUUUUUCCAUUUCCAGUUAUAAAGUUUGCCAAUAUUGGUUAAAUGAUCUUGAAACUGCCAAGUCCAUCUAGUAAGUCGAAACAUAACAAAAACUGGGAAACUUUGAU
This is a messenger RNA of Arabidopsis thaliana (thale cress), 2419 nucleotides long. RefSeq names its product cationic amino acid transporter 4 (gene CAT4). The coding region runs from base 303 to 2105 and encodes 600 amino acids. Gene Ontology annotation, cellular component: vacuolar membrane; membrane. Lineage: Eukaryota; Viridiplantae; Streptophyta; Magnoliopsida; Brassicales; Brassicaceae. The transcript is spliced from 14 exons. Gene Ontology annotation, biological process: transmembrane transport. Gene Ontology annotation, molecular function: transmembrane transporter activity. The record is from RefSeq and is marked reviewed.